This is a messenger RNA of Zea mays, 4172 nucleotides long. RefSeq names its product Protein SMG7. Gene Ontology annotation, molecular function: telomeric repeat DNA binding; protein binding; telomerase RNA binding. Gene Ontology annotation, cellular component: telomerase holoenzyme complex. Gene Ontology annotation, biological process: nuclear-transcribed mRNA catabolic process, nonsense-mediated decay. Lineage: Eukaryota; Viridiplantae; Streptophyta; Magnoliopsida; Poales; Poaceae. The coding region runs from base 323 to 3472 and encodes 1049 amino acids. The record is from RefSeq and is a predicted model, not a curated record. The transcript has 8 exons.
UUGGGCUUCGGCGUGACGGGCGCGGCGUGCAAAAAAAUGGCCAACCAUUAGUUCAAACUCCUCUCUAUAAAGACAGUCAUAAAAGUAAUAAUCAGAGUUGAUGUUUUUUUAUAAUGACAAAAAGUUAAAUUUCUCCGUCGCCGAGGGAGUCCAAUCCCAACACGGCGACGACGACAAACAAACAAGGAAAUCGCCUCCUCCUCCUCCUCCUCCUCUUCCUCUUUCCCUCGCUCUGCCAUCUGCCCCCAAAUUCCCCUCCCCACUCGCUCGCGUCGCGAUAGCAAGCAACGCGCAGGUGCUGAAACUCGUGUACUGUUGAUGGAUGAUGACUGUUCCCAUGGAUAGUGCUAGCGCAGCCCCAUCCUCCACGCGGGACCUUGCCGAGCGUCUCCUUACUAGGAAUAAUGAACUUGAAGACCAGCUUCGUAAGUCCGCACAAUCCAAAGUCCCAUCAGAUCCCAACAUAUGGCUUCAGAUGCGUGACAACUUUGAGAAGAUAAUUCUCAUAGAUCACGACCUCUCUGAACAGAGAGAUGUAGAGUAUCUCCUAUGGCAGUUGCAUUACAAAAGAAUUGAGGACUUCAGGAGGAACAUUAGUGCAGCUAGCUCACUUGCAUCUCAGAGUGGGAAGAGCAACACUAACCCAGAUCGAGUCAAGAGAAUUAAAUCAGCCUUCAAAAGCUUCCUUUCAGAAGCAACUGGCUUCUAUCAUGACUUGAUGUUAAAGAUCAAAUCAAAUUGGGGCCUUCCACUCAAUUACUUUCCAGACAGCCUUGACAAUGCAAACAACUCUGUGCGAGAUGACAUGAAAACAGUUCAAUUGAAGAAAGGUUUGAUUUCAUGCCAUCGGUGUCUGAUAUAUUUGGGAGAUCUUGCUCGUUACAAGAGUUUGAAUGGUGAUGGUGAUUCUGCUAGUCGUGAAUACACAGCGGCUUCUAGUUACUACAAGGAGGCAGCUUCUAUCUAUCCUUCCAGUGGCAACCCUCAUCAUCAGCUUGCUAUACUAGCUUCUUACUCCGGCAACGAGGUGGUGGCUGUUUAUAGGUACUUCCGAAGCUUAGCUGCAGACACUCCUUUUGCCACUGCACGGGACAACUUGAUUAUUCUUUUUGAAAAGAAUCGCCAAAGCUAUGGACAGCUGCCAGACAACAGCAAAGUUCCUAGCACUAAGACAUUACCCCCACGGCCAUCUGGGUGGGGCCGAGGACGGGGAGAAGUAAGGUUUCAACCAAAAGAUGUUAAUGCAGAAACAGCUGAAAGGGAACGCGAGUGCAAUAAUGGUGAUACAUUGAAGACCUUCUAUAUAAGAUUCGUCAGGCUCAAUGGAAUUCUUUUCACGAGGACCAGUUUGGAAACAUUCGGGGAGCUGUUUUCUUCAGUUAGCAAUGAUUUGCAGAUUCUUCUUUCUUCUGGUCUUGAAGAGGACCUUAAUUUCGGUUCUGAUGCUGCAGAAAAUGCAUUGGCUGCUGUUAGACUUACUGUCAUCCUUAUAUUCACAGUGCACAAUGUAAAUAAAGAGCCUGAUAGGCAGUCUUAUGCUGAAAUUGUGCAACGCAGAGUACUGCUCCAAAGUGCGUUUACGGCUGCUUUUGACUUUGUUGGACGAAUUCUCAGAAGGUGUUCAGAGCUCCAUGAUAUUGCAUCAAGCUUCUAUCUGCCAGCCAUUUUGGUCUAUAUUGAAUGGCUGGCGUCCCAUCCAGAGUUGGCUGUUGAUUCAGAGAUGGAGGAAAAGCAUGCAAAUGCCAGGUCUUUCUUCUGGAGCCAAUGCAUCUCAUUUAUGAAUAAGUUGAUCCUUACCAACCUUGCAUCUGUGAAUGAUGAUGAUGACGAGGCUUGCUUUUCUAAUAUGAGCAUUUAUGAGGAGGGUGAAACUGGCAACAGGUUUGCCCUUUGGGAAGAUCUUGAAUUGAGAGGUUUUCUGCCCUUGCUUCCUGCACAUACCAUUUUGGAUUUCUCAAGCAAACACACAUUUGGAAGCACCAAGGAGAAGAAAGCACGGGUUCAGCGAAUUUUUGCUGCAGGAAAGUCACUGCUUAACUUUGUUCAGAUUGAUCAGUUGAGAAUUUAUUUUGAUUCAUCAUCGAAGAAGUUUGUUAUGGCCAAGAACCCUCCUGUUUCUAAAACUAACACCCCUCUUCACGAAUCUCCUGAUGCACUUAAAACAAGUGGCACUGAAAUGGAUUAUGAGGCUGCUAGAAGAUUUGAUUCAGUUUCUUCUAAUAUGGGCACACUGCAGUCUAAAGUGCAGUUUUGUCCUGAUGGUGACGAUGAUGAAGAAAUUGUUUUCAAGCCAACAGCUUCCGAAAAGUUUCCGAAAGCUCCUUCAGAUCUGUUGGUUAAUGGAUACACUCAUCCUGUACCUAUGUCUACUGCUGGCUGGCCAACCAAUGCUAGUUUAGUGCCUGUUCAGAGCACUGGAUCAAUGACUGCAACUGGUUGGCCACCCAAUGGUGGGUCAAAUGCUUUUCCAAGUACUGCAUCUCUAUCAGCUGCUGGUAAUUACAACAUUAACCAGUCGCUUCCCAGGUCUUCCGUUGGUUGGGCUGUCAAUGGUGAGCAAAGUGUUAUUCCUAGCAUUGCUCCAAGAUUUGAACUCGUGCAGCCUGUUGAAGAGCCUGUUUCCAGCUGGACAAGCAGUGGUGCACAGCAUGUUGGUACUCAGCACAAGCACACAGGUUUAACUUUCCCAGAUGUUGUGUCUGAACCACUUGUAUCUGCAUCAAUGGUUCAACGUUUCAGUAGCACUGAUUAUUCGAAAUUUCUCAGUGAACAAGAAAUGCUCUUAGUGAAUGGACUGAAUACUGUCAACUUAACUGGAAAUGGCUAUUUAAAGCAGAGACUGCAGCCUGGAUUGAGUGGUUUACAGUCUAUGGGGUAUUCAUCUCAGACACCUAUUGAACCUGGUGGUACCACUGCAAACUCGAUGCAUAAUCAUCUGAAAAUUACUGGAGAGAAUGUGCCCUCUACACUUGAUUCAGUUGUACCUUCAAUAGCUCCAUUAGGUGGCAUGCCAAUGAAAUUCACAGAAGCGCCACUAACUGCUUCAAAGAAGAACCCUGUUAGUCGUCCAUCAAAGCCUGUUGGGCCACCUCCAGGAUUUGAUCAUGUAGCCCCAAAGCGCCAAGAUGAUUCUAUUCCAGUUGAAAAACUGCAGAUCCCACAGGUUGAUGAUUACAGCUGGCUAGAUGGUUAUCAGCAAUCGAUUGAUCAUGUUCACAACUUAAGAACUGUUUAUUCUGGUGUCAGUGACAGCACUGCAUUUGCCACUCCAUUCCCCUUCCCUGGGAAACAACAGUUAUCUGGGAUGCAUGCACAAGGGGCUACAAAUGAAAAGACAUGGCAAGAUUUCCGUCUUUUUGAGCCUUCAAAACAGAACAUGCUCCAAAAUUACCACCAAAGAAAUCAGCAAAAUGGUCAAAUAGCUGAACAAGAGCCAGCAAAUUCUGUCUGGUCUAGCAGUUACCAUGUGUGAUUCAGUAACUUGUACCAGGAUGAUUGCUGGAGUUGCUGGGGACUAUUGGAUUAAGUGGCACAGCCUGAUCUAUUGAGCUUGGCCCGUACCUGCAGCACUCUGUUAAAUUUCUUUUGAGCAUGGUGGUCUUUGAAGCAUGACAAUGGCUGCUCUUAGGUUUGGGAUUGCCACCAUCUUCUGGGACAAAGAGGGAGUGGAGGAUGAUUGAUCUGUCGGCAGUCUGAUGGGGAUGAAUUAUACGAGGUCUUCAACGCUGACACAAAGGGUUAAUGAAACAAACUCGAAUCCAGUGAUUAUAGGCGCUCCGCACGGACCAUAUGAUUCAUCUCUCGUUGGACAUGUAGCUACAAGAAUGGUGUCAGUGGGCGGUUGCUGCCGCAACUAAAAGUCCAUUCAGUGUGGAUGUCAGUUGGGCUACGCUAUCUAAGAAUAAAAAGUUUGAGGAACAACGAGCAUGUUGCCAAGUAGUUUCUUAAGUAUAAGUUACUGCGUCUAGUUAUAUUGUUCCUUUCCUUUCGGAAACAAUGUGUCAUGUUGCUGUCGCGCUAGUUGCAAGUUGCAAUUAAACGUUUGGAACAGUUUGUCAUGUUAUUUGUGUGGCUUCUAUAUGGCUAUAUGUUUGCUGGAACUGUAUGGACCAACCCUCGGUGCUACCUACAAAAGUCUAUGAUUUGACUGAAUAUCUUGUAUGUUUCUAUUA